Molecule: messenger RNA, 1065 nt
Organism: Amoebophrya sp. A120
Lineage: Eukaryota; Dinophyceae; Syndiniales; Amoebophryaceae
Source: the annotation of a GenBank genome assembly
AGAGAAGUAGCCCUUCAUCGUCCUUUUUAUGUGUAAGUGUGGCCUAGUAGCUCACCAGCCAUUGCCAUCGAGGGUCAUCGAUUGGAACUUUGAGCAAAAGUGUUUUAAAAGAUGUUUUCAUUCGUGACAAAACAAAGGGAGGCGGGCGCUUUGUCGUGAUAAACAGGUGAACUACUAGACCGAAAAAACCAAAAGCAAAUGGCCCAAGGAGUGCAUUCUUGAGGAGUGCGAGGCUGAGGAAGAGAAGUGAGAGAGUUGACGCAUCAAGCGCCGCAAAACAGGAACCGGCAGACAUGAUUUAGUUUCGGUUUAUUUUGUCAAGUUUGCCUUUGCGCAAAGAAAUAGUUUUGGUUCUUCCUUUUGCCUAUAGCGCCAAAAGAAAAUCUUCCGCAAUACAAAAAUGGACCUGAAUUUUGGAAUUUCGGGUAAGUCCGCCUCUAUCCAGGCGAGUGCGAAGCCCGCCCCGCGGGUUAGCAGCACGAGGCCGGGCGCCGGGUCGGCUACGUCCUCGUCCAGCUCGACCACUGCGCUUGGCGCAAAGUCGAUGGUGCGCGCGUCGCAGUGGAGCCGGGAUGUCGAAGACCUUUACCGGCUGCAGCAGGCCGGGUGGAAAACUCUCGAAGAAUACACCGCCGCCAACGGGGCUCCCGAUCGGUGGGAGCAGGAGCGAUGCGCAGAUCAAUACAUCUUGAAAACCAAAUUGAAGUCCAACGGUUUUUUCGUGUACUGGAAAAAAGACCGCGAAUGCCUCGACUCAGACUUGAAAAAGGUGAAGAUUUAUUCGUGAAAGGAGACAUAAAUAAAUACGCCCUUUGAGGAGACACCACAGAGAUAACGAAGCAACACUAGUACACAGUUAUUUGGUUUUCCGCCUUGCAGUUCCAGAUCCAGUUCGUUGAACAAGAACUUGAAAUUCGAAUUCGUGGUCGCCGCUGUGCGAGCGUCUUGUACGUGUCAGAGGCUGAACCUGAAUCCGCGAAAUAAUUGACGCGAAAGUUGCAAAACGUACUGAAAGUACUUACUUAAUAAAUUUGCCGCACCGGUGAACCUCAGAUCAUAUGUAGC